Molecule: messenger RNA, 648 nt
Organism: Podospora pseudopauciseta
Lineage: Eukaryota; Fungi; Ascomycota; Sordariomycetes; Sordariales; Podosporaceae
Exons: 2
Coding region: 1-648 (215 amino acids)
Molecular function (GO): oxidoreductase activity
Source: RefSeq, a predicted model, not a curated record
AUGGACAGCACCUCCAGUCUAGGCGAUUACGUGGCACCACCAAUCCCAACAAAAUGCCAGCAAAGUACAGUUGAGCCAUUGUCGCAGCUCACCAACCAAGCAGAAACAACAUCCCAACUCGAGAGCGUCAGGUGUUACCAAGCGUCAGUGUUCUACAUGAAACCAGACCCUCUCUACGACAAAGAGAAGCCCUACUUCAUGAAUGUGCCAAUAGACCCGGCGUGGGUGCCGAAAAUAAAGCAGACCAACGUCUCUUACACACGGAAGACAAUCGCGGUUGCGGAUGUUCGGGGGUACGAACGGUUGUUUUCGUUAGACAAGCAUGGAUUUCGUCUUGAAGAUAUCCAAACUUCAUUGGAAUAUCAUGACUUCGCCAACACUGAUCUUGUUGUGACCCGGUAUUACCAGGAGGUACAGGUGUUCCUCAAACAAUACACUGGUGCGACCGAGAUCCUUCCUUUCGACUUCCAAGUGCGUCGCAAGGACCCGACACUUCCGUUGGGUUCCCGUGGUGCUCCCGGAAAAGCUCAGCCAUUUGGUGUUGUCCAUGCAGAUCAGACCGCAGCUGCCGCAAUGCGACGUCUAAGACUUUUCCACCCAGAUUUCGCUGAGAAAUAUGCCAAAAAGCGUUUUCAAAUCAUCAAGUAA